AUGUUGGGGGGGGCGUCAGGCCUGGGGGCCGCGCCGACGCGCGCGCUGUACAGCACCGCAAACGUUCUGUACAUCAAGAAUCUGUCUCCCUUGGUGACGGAGGAUCACAUUCGACAGAUCUUCACACACUGCGGCGAAAUUCUGAACAUCGGCUUCAAGGCGUACCUCAACAACCCAGCGCAGCGCUAUUGCGUCCUCGAGUUCAAGGAUUCUGCGGGCAUCACGGCGGCCUCGCAGCUCAACAAUACGCCUCUCCUCAACGUCCCCAUGACGGUUACGGUCGUCGAACCUGCGGGCGGCGGGACCUUCAUCGCCGCGCCAGAGGCCCUCGCGGGCGCUUCCGGCGCGCUGGGCUCCAGUUCGCUGGAGGCGCUCGCGAAGCAAGCCGCCUUGAAUGUGCAGCAUCCCGUUGGCCAACCAGCUCUCGCGCCGGGGCAAGUCGGCGAGGGCGUCCGCCAGCUGCAGCAGCUCCAGCAGCAGCAGCUCCAGCAAUUCGAGGCAAACGGCGCGCUGGGAGCCGGAGCCCAGCUCGCGACUGCAGGCGCGGUCGCGGCGCUGGGGGGACAGGCCGGCGGCGCCGCGGCCUUCGGGGCCAUGCCCCUCAACAGCCAGAUGAGCGUCGUCGAAAUCGCCAUGCAAAACCACCUCAGCAACUUGCAGGCUGUUCAGUCAGCCGCUCUCCAGGCGAAGAUCCUCGCAGAGAAGAAGAAAACCGAACUGGGCCUAGGUGUCUCCAUCGGUCCCGGCGCCGGCGGGCUGCUCCCGGCUGCGGCCUCUCUGGUCACCGGGUGCCCCCACAAGGAGACAGAGCUCCAGCAGUUGGGGAGGACGGUGUUCGUCGAGAACUUCCCCGAAGAGUACGAAAAAGAGGAACUCCAUCUGCUCCUUCGGGACUUCGGGAAGAUCUCCAACCUUCGCUUCGGCCAGCAUCCUGAGAAAGGAUCCAAGUUCGCCGUUGUCGAGUUCGAAACCGCGGAAGAGGCGCAGUUUCUGCGAGGCAUGGAUGCGAAGCCAAUUGGCAAUUUGACUCUAACGAUCAAGGAGUCGCAGUCGGUGGUGAACUUUCGCGACCCGGACGGCGUUCUGUUCGAUGUGCCACCGCCGCCGAUCCUCGCGGUGUUGAAGCAGCAGCAGACGCCGGAGGCCCAGCAAGAGGCUCUGCAGAGCAAACUGAAGGAGGUGAAGUACGCGAAACUGGAGAUCGAAGAAAAGUUCAAGGCUGCGACGCGCCCCAAGCGCGAGAGCAGAAGCCGAGGUGUCUCCUCGCGUCGCCGACGUCGGAACCGGAGCAGCAGUGGGAGCGUCGAAGCGCCGAGAGGAAGAAGUCUGUCCCCAGGGCGUCGUGGGUCGGUUGAGAGGAAGCGAAGAAAGGAGGAAAGGCCCGAGCGCGGACGAGACUCCUCUCGCAGUCUCUCGGCCGGGGCUCGCGGAGGUAGCGGCGCGGGGCGGAGCCUCCGCGGGGGAGGGCGCGGAGAGAGGCGCGGGGCCUCGCGGUCGCCGCGAAGGAGCCUCGAGAGACGCGGCGACAGCAGAGGCCGGUUGGGUUCAGAGGGCGCCGGACGCGGCCGGGAGCGAGCUGUCGCGAGCGGAGCUCGAGCCCCGAGACCGGUGGAGGCACGCCGGAGCAUCAGCCGGUCGCCCGACAUGACGGAGACGCGACGCAGCGGGGAGACCGCACAGAAGGACGAGGUGCAGCGGGAUGGGUCCCGGCUGUCUCCGCGAGAAGCCGAGCGAGAGGGCGACGGCUGCAGCGACGAGGCUCGAAAGCAUGUGAGCCGGAGCGCAUCCCGGGAGGCGGGUCGGGCGCGAAAGCCAGAGGGGCGUCCCAAGAACCUGGGGGUGACAGCCGGACCUGAGGCCCUUCCGAGUGGGGACAAGAAGCCCACAGGCCCUGCGGCAGAGAAUGGCCUGGCCCGCUGUGCUGAGGCCUCGGAAAGCGAGCCUGAGAGUCCUGGGCUCGGGCGCAGGGCCAGGGACACGAAGGAAAGAGACGGGAGGGGCGGGGACUUGCGAAGUCCGCGAAGACGCGGGACGCUCUCGAACAAGCGCGACGCUUUCUCGUGCUCUUCGCGUUCACCGUCAGCGGAUCGCCGAAGGGCGUUGAGAGAGACCGAAAGGAAACGACCUCUCGACGCGUCCGCCUCCCGGUCCCCCUCGGGGCCUCGCCAGAGACCCCCAGGUGCCUGGCCCCACGGUCCACAGACCCAACGGGGCGCGGACCCGCGCUCCUCGUCGCGGUCGCCGGAGGGCCGCAGCGGAGCGCGGCGGCGCUUGUCUCCUUUCUCGAAGAAAAAGGAGGACAGGGACCUUUCGAGGGAGCGAGGUGGCAGAGCCGGACCCAGUCGGCUCUCGGUAGACGGUAGACGCGGAGGCCCUGAGAGACGAGGCAGACGGUCCGGGUCGAGGAGACACUCCUCACUGUCGGACAGCGACCGGAGUCCUUCUUUCUCCCCAGGGCGCCCGCAGCGAGUCCCGGGGCCUCGGGGACCGUCGGGCGAGUCGGGCCUCGCUUACGGGAGACCCCGACCGCGCCUUUCGGGGCGUCCCGACGCGGAGCGGGGGCCGUCUCCGUUUUCGCGCCGCAGGCGUCGAAGUGUCUCCAGAAGCGGAGACCGGAACUCCGUGGAAGACGGCCGGCUGAGCAGGGGCGGGAGUCGGGGUAGGCGCCCCGGACCUAGCCGCCGCCCGUCGGAUCGCCUCGAGCCUGGAGAGGAAGCGAUGAGAGACAGAGACGACGACUACUCCCGCGGCGGCUUUCCAGGUCCGCGGAUCCGAGGGGACAGACGGGGCGGCGCGCCUUACGGACCGGGGGGCAGAAGGCCCGGCAGCCGCGAGCCUUCGUUUGGGCGCGAAUUGCAUCCGGGCGAGAAGGGCGACGGCCCCGCGCGGAGUGGCGCCCGCGUGCCGGUUCGCGGCCGCGGGACUGGAGCCCAACUAGCGGAGACAGCCAGCACGGCGUGGGGAGGCCCCGGCCGGAUGGAGAAGGGACGAGAAGACGGACCGUUCGGGAUGAGAGGCGAAGGGCCGAGAGGACGAGGGAGACAACCCGGAAGGCGGAGACUCGGACGGAGAGACGGCGACUCCGGUGACGAAGGAGGCAGAGAUGCGCGCAUGGACAGAUACAAAAGCCAGUCGAGAUCUCUGAGUGAAGACAGCGACUCUGCGUCCCCCGUCAGUGGCGGCGGCGUCGGGCCGGGCGUCGGAGGCUCUCGCCGUGGCUCCCGGAGCUCCGGCCUCGCUGGGCGCGAGGCCCUCGAAGGCGAAGGCGCGCCUGCUGCCUCUCGCGAGGAGGUCGAAAGGAACGGCGGUGCGAGAGCCCCCCAGGGAGCAGGGGAGUUUCGGAGUGGGUCCGCGGCCGAGGACUCGUUGGGCGCGAAGGAUGCAGUCGGACCCAAGCCGAUGAAUGCUCUGUGCGGCGGGCGCCCUGGGACUCAGGGGAGCGCUGGAACUGCGUGA
Molecule: messenger RNA, 3456 nt
Organism: Toxoplasma gondii ME49
Lineage: Eukaryota; Apicomplexa; Conoidasida; Eucoccidiorida; Sarcocystidae
Product: RNA recognition motif-containing protein
Exons: 7
Coding region: 1-3456 (1151 amino acids)
Molecular function (GO): RNA binding
Source: RefSeq, a predicted model, not a curated record